AUGCGCAGCGCGGCGGGGGCGGCGGUGUCGGUGCCGCCCCUCCUCCGAGAGGAUCCGGCGCACCCAGGGGGGGUCGUCUGGCGAACCAACCUUGCCGCGAUGGCGGGGGUGUGGGGGGAGUGGUUUACGGGCCUUGAUCGCGCCUUUGUGGGGCUGCCAGUGGUCAAAAUGCUCUGCUUGGCGAGCGCGGAGCGGCUGGAUACCGAGCUGAUGGUCGCCCAGAUGCAGGGGAAGUUUCAGCUUGAGGUGAUUGGGAAUGGGUGCGGGCAUUACGUCAUGGACGACGCCCCGGCGGAGCUCGGGAGUAAGAUUCGACGCUUCGUGAGCCGCAUCCUGACGCUCUCGGAGAGGCUCAACACGAGGGUGCAGCCGCGGAUGUCGGUGAACGUCAACGACCUCGUGGCAAAGCCCAGCCCGUGA
Phytomonas sp. EM1 is the source of this 420-nucleotide messenger RNA. Lineage: Eukaryota; Euglenozoa; Kinetoplastea; Trypanosomatida; Trypanosomatidae. The record is from the annotation of a GenBank genome assembly.